AAAACUGUAUAUGAAGAAGUUAAGAAAGACAAAAAAUACAGAUAUAUCAUUUACCAUAUUAAAGAUGAAAAAGUGAUUGAUGUUGAAGUUACUGGGCCACGAGAAGCCACUUACAGUGAAUUCCUUGAGCAAUUGCAGAAAUACAAGAAUGAAUGUCGAUACUGUGUGUUUGACUUUCCAGCUAACAUUCCUGUUGAAAGUGGAGGCCAGGAAAAAUCAUCUAUGUCUGUAGAUAGGCUUGUUCUGAUGACAUGGUGCCCAGAAAGCUCCAAGAUCAAACAAAAAAUGUUGUACUCUAGUAGCUAUGACGCUUUGAAGAAGGCGCUAGUGGGUGUAUAUAAAUAUGUCCAGGCCUGUGACUUUGAAGAAGCCAGUCAAGAAGCAAUUGAGGAUGCUUUCAGGAAAGGCAAAUAAGGAUCACUAAAUCAUGUCUUUACUGUUCCAGAGGAGCGAAACCAUCGCAAUUGCCUCUUGGCAGUGUGAAAGUGAUCCCUACUUCCAUGCUUCUGUUUUCAAAAGAUGUGACUGGGAUGAUCAGUGCAACAUCGUUAUUUCAGUAUAUGGAAAAAAAUUCGGGAAGUGCUUGUAGAGCAUGUUGAUAUAUUAUUUACUGUACUGUAUUUUUCAAGCUGAUAAUUAUUAAUAUUAAUGUGAAACAUUUUGUAGAAAAGUUCCUUUUUUUUUUCUUCUCCGGAAUAGUGUUAUUGGCAGUCAUAGGAAAAUCACAUGGCUCAAAUUUUGAUGUAAGUGCAACUCGUCUGUUUGUCUGAGAUAUGUCCCAUUUGAAAAUUAUGUAUGUAAUUUUAUUAUAACAGAAAUAUUUCUUAAAUUUAGUCACCUGAAUCUAUUGCUGUGCAAACACUUCCGGUGUCUACAUGAAUAAUUUAUGUCAUAUCGUUUCCCUGUGUUUUUCAUAUGACUGUAUUUGUAUGUAAGCACCAAAAAACAAAUAAAAUAUGAUUUUUUUCAGUAA
Molecule: messenger RNA, 973 nt
Organism: Uloborus diversus
Lineage: Eukaryota; Metazoa; Arthropoda; Arachnida; Araneae; Uloboridae
Gene: tsr
Product: cofilin/actin-depolymerizing factor homolog
Biological process (GO): cell motility; actin filament fragmentation; actin filament severing
Cellular component (GO): actin cytoskeleton; actin cortical patch; cytoplasm
Molecular function (GO): actin filament binding
Source: RefSeq, a predicted model, not a curated record